ACUGAUGAUGUUUUCUAAUUGAGAUUCAGGCUACACUAGUGGCGUCGAUAAUUUCAAUGGCGAGUAGCCUUGAUAUCCAGUCGUUCCUAGACCAGACUAAACAGUUUGUUCACAAACAUUCGGUCAAUGAUUAACGGUCUAGUUAUGUCGGUAACGUCCUCAAACGUCGCGUCGGGUUCAAAAUAGCUCAUAAGCGGGUCGCGCGCACGUGCUCUGCCGGCGCAGACGUGUGUAUGUUUCCAUUAAACAGCACAAAUUUUACACAACUCUUUACCAAACAUUACCUUGAAAAUACAAUAAAAGGGAAACUUUUCGUUAUUUCAAAUUGCUUAAUUGAUAAAACUAUCUCAAUAUGUCUCUAAAGUGAUAAUGAUUAAUUAUUUUGGUGUGUGAUUGUGAUGUUUUUAAAAUGUGUAUAAUUCGUGUAUGGAAUGUGUGGUUGCUGGUGUUGCUGUUGCACGGAGGAGACACAGCGACAAUAAAAAUCGGAGUGGUAGCUCCGACACCACAGGAUGGCUACCUUCUGGCGGCGGCAGCAGAAGCUGCUCUCUCGAAACUGGACGAUUUCAUGACUGAAAAGAAAAAGGAAGAGACUCACAUUCUGUCUGAACAAGAACCUGCUGAAGAAUUUAAGUGGGAAGUCACGGUGGCUUCUGUCGAGCCCAAUGAACCAGUUUCCAUGCCUGAUCAAGUCUGUGCACAGGUAGCCAGCGGCGUGUCAGCCAUCGUGGCAUACGGCAAGCCUGACGAGAUCGAGCUGACGGCUGAAGCCGCGGCGCGCAGCGGCGUCCCGCUGCUGCUGGUCGCGCCAGCCGCGCUCACCGUACCGCCGGAGACCUUAGAACAGUGGGAAGCUGUGCAUAUGUAUCCGCAUAGUAGUAUUUUGAUGAAGAUGUGCGCUACACUUUGUCAAGCUAAGGGUUGGCUCAGCGCCAUCCUUUUGCACGACGGUCCAGUGGGGGCCCAGCUGGUGCAGGGUAUUGCCGACCAGGGCGCCCAAACAGAGGUGCUAGCACGACGACUACCAGCAGAAGACGACCAGGAUGGCCUGAGGAACUUACUGGUCAUACUUAAGAAAGCAGAACAUACUAAGUUCAUAGUCUGGUGUGAUGAAAAAUGUUGCGACCGAGUGCUCGCCCAGGCGCAAAAAGUUGGCUUGUUGUCUGAAAGACAUGCCUAUAUCCUACUUGCACUGGACUUACAUACGAUAGAUUUGGAGCCGUACAGUCAUGGGGAUGCUAAUAUUACUGGAUUGCAGUUAUUUGAUCACACCGGAGAAGAUGACAUCAUGGAUAGAUGGCAUGAGAAAUAUAUAUCGCGAUUCAAAGAUGCGAUUAAUGAGGAAGAGAUGGAAAAGAUAGAUCAGAUACGAAACGCAGCACCAACCUCGCUUAUUCUUACAUACGACGUAGUCUUUGAAGCGGCUCAAAGGUUGAGAAACUUCGAUAUACAAUUAGACACCAGCGAGGAGUGCCAGCCUUACAACUACCAUAUUUACGCCGACACUCUCAUCAACCACCUUCGUUCGAGCGAAUGGGACGGUCUAGCAGGCCAGCGGCACGCCGGUUGGCUGCGGGUUGGUGAGCUCACGCGCGGCGGGCGACUCGAGUUCAUCGGGAUGUGGGACGUUAACGAAGUAAAAUGGGACCGUCGUGCUACCACCGUUACAACACUUGCGCCCGGCGUCAUGACCAACCAAACCUUUAAUAUACUCAUCGCUAUUAUAAAACCGUACGUGAUGAUGAAAGAAUCUACUGUGAGACUUAGUGACAAUGAUCGUUACGAAGGGUUUUGUAUAGAGCUAAUCGAGAAACUGGCGGAACAGCUGAAGUUCAACUACACGUUCAUUGAGCACGACAGCAACUACACCAAGAUGUUGUUAGCCCUCAAUCAACCAAAUAUGGACUUCGCCAUUACUGAUCUGACCAUAACGGCAGAACGCGAACGUCAGGUGGACUUUACCACCCCGUUCAUGAACCUGGGCAUCAGCAUAGUUUACAAGAAACCUAGAGCGCCGGACCCAAAGCUCUUCGCAUUCAUGUUGCCCUUUUCUACAGGAGUGUGGUUCUGUCUCGGCGUGGCAUACGUCGGCACCUCGUUAGUUUUGUUCGUGGUGGGCAGGUUAUGUCCAGAUGAGUGGCAGAAUCCAUACCCUUGCGUAGAGGAACCACAAGCACUGGAAAACCAAUUCACACUCGCCAAUGCUCUGUGGUUCAACUUGGGCGCUGUUUUGCUGCAGGGAUCAGAAAUUGCUCCAACAGCGUACGGGUCGCGCGCCGUGGCCAGCGCAUGGUGGCUGUUUGCCCUGGUCAUCACCAGCUCCUACACAGCAAACCUGGCCACCCUGCUCGCCAGGAAGAGCAACAACGAGGACUUCACUAACAUCAAUGAACUGGCUAACAACGACAAAGGCAUCACCUACGGCGCCAAGGAGGGUGGUGCUACUUACAAGUUCUUUAAUAAUUCCCAAAACCCAAUGUAUAAGAAAAUGUUCGAUAAUAUGGAGAAGUGGAAAAUGCCUGAAGAUAAUGAUAAAGGUAUGGAAAGAGCGAAGGACGAAAAAAAUCUAUUUGCGUUUUUUAUGGAGUCCACUUCUAUAGAAUAUUACGUUGAAAGAGAUUGCAAUAUCACACAGAUUGGCGGCUUAUUAGACAGCAAAGGUUACGGCAUUGCAAUGAAGAAAGACUCUCCCUACCGGCAAGCGCUUAAUCUGGCGCUGCUAAAACUUCAGGAGUCAGGAGACCUGCGCAGCAUGAAGCAUAAGUGGUGGAUAGAGAAACAUGGAGGAGGCGCAUGUAAUGAUGAUGAGGGAUUCGAGAGCGAGAAGCUGAAAAUAAAGAACUUCAUAGGUCUAUUCGCGGUACUCGGAGUGGGUUGCGUGCUCGGUAUCAUCAUCUCUCUAGUAGACCUGAUGCUCGCAGCUCGCAAAAAGGACCGGGACCCUGAUGCAUCGUACUGGAAACGGCUAUCAGAUGAAUUGCGCUUCGUCUUCAACUUCCAGCUGUCAGAGAAGCCAGUACAGGGUCCGCUUUUACCUCCGCCGUCUCCUGAGCCAGAACGUGCUGAAGAGGUUCAGGAAGAACACGAACAGGAGGUAGAAGAGGAGCGUGAGGACAACGAGUCGCGCAUGCGCUCCAUGUCGUUCCAAUCGAACGCACCACGGCGCCGACGUUCGUCUCUCCAUAAUGCAAGCGUGCGCCUCGCGCGGCACGCUCACCGCGACUCGCAACGCAGUCGGGCUAGCCGGAGACACAACGGAGACGUCUAGCCGAGGAAAAAGGAUCAUCGUUCAGUCAGAGUCAGGAUUGUAGGAAACCUUCUUGCAGUUAAAGCGAGUGUGCGUCCUACGCGCACGCGCACUGCGCUUCAUAACACAGUGCACUUCAUAGCCGAAGACACAAUGGAGACGUCUAACUGAUUAAAUAGGGUCUUUGUUCAAUUAGAGUUAGGAUUUUAGGGAAUAUUCUUGCAGUUAAAAGAGCGUGCGUUUCGCGUUGUACGCGUACGUACCGCGAAUCUCAGCGCAGUCGGGCUAGCUGGAGACACAUCGGAGACAUCUAGCGGAGAAAAGAGGAUCUACUUUAAAUUAGAAUAGGAUUGUAAGGAACCUUCUUGCAGUUAAAGCGAGUGUGCGUCUCGCGCAGCUCGCGCAUAGUUGCAGCGCAGUCGAGCUAGUUGGAGAUACAGCAGAGACGUCUAACCGAGGAAAUGGGAUCUUUGUUCAAUUAUUUAGGAUUUUAGGGAAUCUUCUUGCAGCUAAAGCGAAUGUACAUCUCGCGCGGCACGCGUACCGCUAUUUGCAGAGUAUAGUUCAUGUCAUCCUCGAUAACGUGACGGGCAGAUUUGUCAAAUCUAACCUUUAAUAACAUAUGAUAAUACGAGUCAAUGCACACGGUUUGUGAAUGACAUGAUAUAGUUGGGAGUUAUUCUACAGUUUAGGGUUCUUCAAAAGGUUUCUAAAGAACCACGUCCCACGAGCAAUAUGCUUGUUUACCACCGACGUAGUAUAAAAAAGUUAAGUUUGCGUUCAUCUCGUACGCCAUGCACACCGCGAUUCGCAGACUGGCCACCCGAAGACACAACGCAAACGUCUAGUCGAGAAUUUAUGAUCUUUGUUUAGGUCGAAAGAGGACGACCACGCGAAAUCGCUUUCCAUUUACUCAUUUUCCUCUCUGGAUGUUAAUAUUAUUGAAAAUAUUUUGUCACAGUUUGAUGAAUAUCAAACACAGUAGUAGUAGUAGUAAACUCUUUGUUAUACAAAAAUACAUAUUAAAAGUAAUAUACAAUUAGUACGAAGUACAAAGGCGAACUUAUCCCUUUGAGGGAUCUCUUCCAGUCAACCUUGGAGUAGAUGAGAGGAGAGAGUGAAAAGAGGGUGACAAAUGCAGCAAAAUGUACAACAAGGUACCAGAAAGACAAAGGAUAUAAAUACAUACAUACUUUAAAAGAUAAACAUAUAUUACAACAAAAAGGAAUGGGGAAAAUACACAAAAAAUUGGAAAGAAGUAGAAAAAUAUAAAGCAACUAUACAAUAGAAAUAUAUAUACUAAUCAGUCAGAUAACCAUAGCAUCUUUAACCUCCCCUUGAGCGACGCAACCGAUUGCGCCCGUCUGAGCGAGACAGGCAACUCAUUCCACAGCUUCACUGAGCGCACUGCGAACUGCGAAGGACUUGUGGUAUCCACGAGAUUUGUGAGGGGGGAUGGCAAGUGAUAAAUUCGCGCUAGACCGCCUUCUGCGUUCUGGGCACUGCGUUCAGCCAGAAAAUGAAAUUUUUGAGAGAAGAAGGUGUAAAGAGAAGAGAAAGAGUGUGAAGAUCUCUACGGCAGCGGAUUGGAGCCAAUUAAGUUUUUGACGGUAGAAAGACAUAUGAUCGUACUUCCGUAGGCCGAAAAUGAAUCUUAUACAGACACAGUUAUGCCCCUUCGUUUGAUUUUUUCAAAUGUUUAAUUAUUAUGAGUUAGGUAGGUAGUUACCAUUUUGUAUGAAAGGGUAUAGCCGGGUAAGCAUGGUCAAACUGCCCUUAGCGAAAAACAAAUUUCGUUUUUCUGGAUUAUUAACCUAUACCUUUACUUCUUUUCGCUCCUAGUUCUUAUACUUAACUAUCAAUAAAAAAAGCUAAUGAAGAGGCAUAGGUAUAGUUAAUAUCAAUGAUUGUAAAAGUAAAGAUAGGCCCGUUCGUAUAAUUCUGAUGAUUAUUGUCCGAGAGAUCUAAGUUCACACAUUUCACAGUUGUCUGUUGAAGUUUGUAGUGAUGAGGCUAAGACGUAUCGUUUGUCAAAUCUAGCGAUUAUAAACGAAUUAUUCGAAUCGAUUUUACAGUCGAUUUUUGCAUGUUUGUAUUAUUAACCAACGUUUUUUUUCACAUUGUUAUUCAUUUUAUUGUAAUUUUGUUUUUGUUUUAAAUGUCUCGUUUAUUAUUAUAUAAUCGUUUUGUCAACUUACGGAAAUGUCAUAUUAAUCGAAAUGACAGACUCGACCAAAACACUGUUUAAAAAAGAAAAAACAUAAUAGUUAACUGUUUGCGUGAUAAAAAAUAUAAAAACUAAGUUCUAAUUAUAAAAAAAUCAUCGUAUGUUAUGUUUCAGAAAAGUGAAAUAUUGUUUUUAAGUAGUUGAUAAACCCUACUAUUAUUACGGGAUUUUAUUUAUAAUUUCAAUGGAUCAUUUACGAGACUAGUCUAGAUAUCUCGGACAAUUGCUUGCAUUUGUGUACUCACCAGUGUGCUGGCUCCGUUCUUGGUGCCCGUACGGCCCGUCUUUACGAAGUAAUAUAAUAAGUCAAUGGUUAAAUGGUACUUAAAAUUAUGUAAUAAUAUUUUCCAUAAUGUCAGUGUCCGGAGAGGAAACUGGGGACUACGAGUACGUUCGGAAGGAGAGACGUUCGUCAAAACUAGGAUUUAGGAAACCUUGCCGUUAAAGCGAGAGUUCACCUCGCUCGCUUCUCGUUCCACAUAUCUUGGGGGGUGUGUAAUGCUUAAUAUAAUUAUAAAAAAACUAUUAUACAUUUGUUAUAAUGUCAUUUGAUAUAUUAAUAUACGUUAUAAUGUAAUUUUUAUUAUACGUUUCUUUAGUUAUAUUGUUAUUUCAUCUAAACUGUCAUUGAUAUAAUGCCGAUUGUAAUAUAAUUUUAAAAUAAUAUAUAUGAUUUAUAAUUGUUUUUGUGAUAUAAUAUUUUUGUAUAACGUAAUACUUUAUACAAUUUUAUCAUGUAUAAAUACAUGUUUUGUCUAAUAUCUUUUGUCAUAUUUAAUUUCAGGAUAACGUAAAGUUUCACAUGAUUUUUAUAAAAAGUAGCGCACGGUGGUGUCAUCAUGGUUCCAUUUUUGUCACCUGUCACUAUGCCCGUCACUUUCGCACUUACAUACUUGUUAGAACGUGACAGGUAUGGUGACAAAUGACAAAGAGCCUACCAUCUUAGCCCUACAGGCCGUAUAAAUAAGUACAGAUUAUCAUCCCACCUCACCCAACCUAACUUAUUUUUUCAAGGUUUUAGAUUCUGCGGAGGCCGUAGCUCUAACCUUACCUAGAUCACUUUUUUGCUAGGUAUUUUAUUACCAUUAUACUUACCAAUAAUAACAUUAUAUAUGCCGUUAAUUAGGUAUUACGGUGGUAUGCCAUUUAUUACGCUAUUCAAAAUAACGAUAUAUCAAACUAUAUUAUAUGAAAAGUAAUUAUAAAAAAUGUAGUGUGGGUACAUCUUAGGGCGGUCUCACUAUCCAAAGGUACAACAGAGACAUCUUGUCAAGAAGAUAUUUAUUUAUUUUAAACUUUACUGCACAUAAAGAAGUACAAUAGGCGGACUUAAUGCCUCUAGGCAUUCUCUAUCAGUCAACCAUAGAGCAAAAGUGCAUUUAACCAACUGAAGACGCCUUGUCUGUAAUUGUCUGUAAAAACCGUGCCAAUUUUUGCGGGGGAGGGGCACGUCAAAUGUAUGCCAGAUAAACGUCAUACUCGCGUCAUACAAAAAGUAUGAGUGCAUGGUCAUUUUAAUUCCAUUCAUAAUGUGCCCCUGUAAUUUAGCAGCUCGCUCUACAUCUCGCGUCAUGGGCGUCGCCAAGAGGGGUACCCCCCCCCCCCCUAAAAAUAUAAUUUCUAACUCUAACCACCGGCCAUAUGAAUAGCACAUCAGCUUGCAACGCCUUUGUCUCGCGUGACACUAGCAUCACAUCUCUCAGCUUAGUCUAUUUUUCCCCAUCUCGUAAGGCAGACGGGAUAGGAUAAAACCUUGGUUUUAAUUUUAUUAGAGUUAGAGUUAUUGUAGGGAACGUUAAUUUAGUUUACACGUACUUGAAUAAGAGAACUUUAGCUGAGGAAAUAUGGUGAUACUUAUAUCAUUCUACUCUACCACGACGUCUAUUAUCCUCGUAAGGCCCACCAUACAAAAUUUUCCUAUUUUUAAUUUGAACUUUCUAGUAUAGUGAAUUGGGGUGAAUGUAGUUUGUUGGAGAAAGUAAUGAAACAAAAGAAAUGCGAUUCUAUUUGAUUUUUUGUGAAUAAAAAAACAUUAAUAAAUUUUUGGGAACUGAUGAAGUUAAAGUGACGUCACGAAGUUUGUGACCACCCCCUCCCGCUUGUCACAACAUGUCACAUUUUCUUGACCCCCUCCCUCCCCCUACACGUGUGAUACAAUUAAUGGAUGACGCCUAAUCAAUUUAAGUUUUUUUUUUUAUAUUCCUAGAUAUGAUUUUGAAUACUAAGUAAUGUCAUGCUGAAUUUUAAUAGAAAAAAUCAUCUAUUAAACAAAAUAAAAUAAACUGUUACAAUGA
Molecule: messenger RNA, 7768 nt
Organism: Cydia pomonella (codling moth)
Lineage: Eukaryota; Metazoa; Arthropoda; Insecta; Lepidoptera; Tortricidae
Product: glutamate receptor ionotropic, kainate 2-like
Exons: 18
Coding region: 410-3268 (952 amino acids)
Biological process (GO): modulation of chemical synaptic transmission; synaptic transmission, glutamatergic; monoatomic ion transport
Cellular component (GO): plasma membrane; postsynaptic membrane
Molecular function (GO): glutamate-gated receptor activity; transmitter-gated monoatomic ion channel activity involved in regulation of postsynaptic membrane potential
Source: RefSeq, a predicted model, not a curated record